AUGGGACAUGACUACGGAUACGUAGGUUUAAGCGAGAAUAGCCUGGAGUUUCUGUUCCAGAGGUGUACUCGGCUGGAAGAUCUCCAUUUGGAGUGUUCGGAGCGUGCUGCCAUUCCGCCGUCGAUCGACCGACUCACAUUGCUCAGGAACUUAACCCUCAGGUCCAGCGUCACGCGACUUCCCGACACGUUCACCUCGUUGCAGUCUCUUAGAAGCCUCGUGCUGCACACCUACAGACUGGAGGCUUUGCCUCCAGACUUCGGCAAACUGGUGUUCUUAACGUCGCUCAAGGUGCACAGCUCCUCUCUGGCGUCGCUUCCAGAAUCUAUCGGUCAACUUGCCAGCCUGAACCUGCUAUCCUUGAGUGAUUGCACGACGUUGCAGCUGCCGGCCUCUCUUGCCAAUCUUUCUUCUCUCGCCGUGCUGGAAAUUCGACACUGCAAGUUCCUUGUCCCGCCACCCAUCGACUUUCCUCAACUGUGGAGGCUUGAAACCCUCGUUCUGGAAGAAGUGACGGGGAUGCGCGAGCUAAUCGAGGCUCUUGAGCAUCUGUGGCGGCUCAAGACUCUAGUGAUCAAGUGCUGCAGCGAUAUCACGUCUCCGCCGGAGUCUCUUUUCAGCUUGCCUUCACUCACCAGCCUCACUCUCCACAUGCCACGGCUGGCAGUUCUGCCUGACGAUAUCGGGAGGCUGUCAAAGCUACAGACGCUCGUGCUGGAGUUGGGGGAGCUCACAACUCUUCCUGAUUCCAUCUGCCUGGUUACCACGCUCCAGGAGCUUUCAUUGGAUAGUCUUCAGAAGCUGCCGUCUCUGCCCGUGGACUUCGGGCAGCUGAUCGCUCUUGAAAAGCUGCGCCUCUACUGCCUUGGGCAGCUCACAGAGUUGCCUGAAUCCUUCGGGCAGUUGACAGCUCUUCGGGAGCUGAAAAUUCUGGGGUGUAGGCAGCUGCAGCAACUCCCGGACUCCCUAUCCCAGCUAUCUUCUCUCGAGCAUCUGGAGAUCAAGUGUUGUCCGCGUCUCACGGUGCUGCCAGAUGAAAUGGGGAACGGUGUGCAGCGUUUGCGCUAUCUGCAUCUGGAAGGCUGCUCAUCCCUCACCCACCUCCCUCCAUCCCUCUCCGCGCUGACGUCUCUUGAAACCCUAAAGAUCACGGCAGCCAAUCGCAUCAAAGGCAACUUACUAGACGGUUUCGGCUGCUUGAAAAGCCUCAAGGAGCUGGUGAUUGAAGACAUGCCUCGCCUAUCCGCCCUUCCUACCUCCUUCUCGGGCGUUUUUUCGCUCACCAGCCUGGAAUUGAUCAAUUGCCCUAAAGUAACGGUCCUGCCACAGGGGAUCGGACGGCUGGAUUCGCUCGAGGUGGUCAAGAUUGCACGAAUGGACGGCCUGAAACAUCUCCCUGCGGAGCUUGCCAGGCUGCCCCGGCUGCGGGAAUUGGAGGUGCGGGUAUGUGAUGGGAUUGGCGCGUUGCUAGGGGAUGAGGUGCACGUCCGCAGCUUGCCAGAUUCAUUCACCAAGUUGCCUAAGCUAAAGAUGCUGCUGCUGAUUGCGUGCAAGAAGCUGGCCAAGCUGCCAAGUUCUCUCAGGAGAAUGCCUACGUUGGAAGACUUCGAUGUGACUGAGUGCCCUUUGCUCUCACAGCAAGACACGAUGGGCAUUCCUGCAGGAAUUGGCGAGGACGAGGAGGACGAAGGAGAGGAGGAAGGAGGGGAGGAGGCGGAGGGUGAGGAGGGAGGAGAUGCGAUGGUUGAAGGGCAAGUGGCGGACAGGGAGGGAGCAGAGGAGGCAGAGAGUAGUGGUGAGGAUUGGAGUAUUUGUCAUGAGUAUGGCGUGGACAGUGACAUUGACAACGACGAUGUGGGGCGCUGGGGGCCAAGUGACGAGGAGGACGACUAG
Molecule: messenger RNA, 1893 nt
Organism: Closterium sp. Naga37s-1
Lineage: Eukaryota; Viridiplantae; Streptophyta; Zygnematophyceae; Desmidiales; Closteriaceae
Source: the annotation of a GenBank genome assembly